Sinocyclocheilus anshuiensis is the source of this 3934-nucleotide messenger RNA. Its product is annotated as phosphatidylinositol 3,4,5-trisphosphate 5-phosphatase 1-like. NCBI's taxonomy places the organism in Eukaryota, Metazoa, Chordata, Actinopteri, Cypriniformes, Cyprinidae. The record is from RefSeq and is a predicted model, not a curated record. Gene Ontology annotation, molecular function: phosphatase activity. Bases 146 to 3478 code for a protein of 1110 amino acids. The transcript has 27 exons. Gene Ontology annotation, biological process: negative regulation of bone resorption; positive regulation of B cell differentiation; negative regulation of signal transduction. Gene Ontology annotation, cellular component: cytosol.
CAGAGCAGGAGCGGCUAUCGGUUCUAACAACGCCAUGAAACAAAACUCUGAAGUUGGGCUCAUGUUGAUCUGCUCUUGAAAACUUGCCGGGGCCAAAAUAACCUGGGUGUCUUCAGACUGAGGAAGGGAAAAGUCUUUGGAAAGGAUGUUGUCUCACCAGCCAUGGUACCAUGGCAAUAUCACUCGGUCUACAGCAGAGGACCUCCUCUCCAAAGCAGGCAAGGAUGGGAGCUUCCUCCUGCGGGACAGCGAAUCCAUACAGGGAGCUUAUGCCCUCUGUGUUCUGUACCAAAACUGUGUGUAUACCUACAGAAUAUUACCAAAUGAGGACAAAAACCUGUCAGUCCAGGCAUCCGAGGGUGUGCCUAUUCGGUUCUUCUCUGUGCUGCCAGACCUAGUGGAGGCAUAUUAUAAGGAGAACAUGGGUCUGGUCACACACCUUCAGUAUGCUGUGCAGAAAGAGGAGGAGCCGGAGGAGGAACCAGAGCCAUGUAGUUUGCCGCCUCAGUUGCCACCCAGGAAUAUCACAAGUAAUGAAUGUAAAGACGGCCAUAGUGACUCGUCCAGAGGAACCGAUAGGGGAACGGAGCUUGCCCGCCCCUCCAUCUCAGACACCUAUAUCCAGCGUUUGCAGCAAAUCGACAUAUCAAAUUUACCAGAGGACCAUCAGAAGUCCAUCCAGGAAUAUUUCCGCUCAUCUGUUUGUGUAGAUGCAGAGCAGGCACAGAAUGGCAACCCGACUCUUCCCCACUUUAAAAAGCUCACACAGAGUAUCUGCAAAAACCUAAACAGUGAAAUUGCCCGCACACUUCCGAGUCUUGAGGCACUGCAGAAAGUUUUGGAUCAACCGUUGUCUCCUGGAGUGGGGAGACUAAGGAGUCAGCUUUCUGGAGAUGCAACUCAGUCUGUGGCUUUCAGACUGGAACAACUGACUAAGCUUAUAUAUUCAAUAGAAGACAAGACCAAGAAUGCUGUGUUUGAUUCUGUGGGAUAUGACGGAGGGCACAGAAAGUCACUUAUUCCUCCUGUGACAUUCGAAGUCAAAUGCGACUCCCUUGGUAUUUCAAACAAAAUGUACCUCAAAGUCGAUGUGGAAGGAGGGAAGGUUUACUUCAAGAAGUCCAAAGAUGGACCUGAGGAUAAAUAUUUUGUGCACAAUAAAAUCUUGCAGUUGGUGAAGUCCCAGAAGAUGCACAACAGACUAGUAUUGGUGGUAGAGACAGAGAAGGAAAAAACUCAGCGCAAAGACUUUGUCUUUGAUGACACAAAGAAAAGAGAAGGCUUCUGCCAGCUUCUACAGCAGAUGAAGAACAAGCACUCAGGAAAACCUGAGCCGGAUAUGAUCACCGUCUUUGUUGGCACCUGGAACAUGGGAAAUGCGAAUCCACCACCAAACAUCACUUCCUGGUUCCAGUCAAAGGGUCAGGGAAAAACCCAUGAUGACACAGCCAGUCAAAUCCCACAUGAUAUCUAUGUGAUUGGGACACAGGAGGACCCAUUGGGAGAGAAGGAGUGGAUAGAAACAGUUAGGGGAGCCCUUAGAGAUAUAACCAACAUUAGCUUCAAACAAAUAGCCACUCAGACACUGUGGAGUAUAAGGAUUGUGGUUCUAGCCAAGCCGGAACACGAGAACCGCUUCUCUCACGUCUUCUGUGACAGCGUUAAGACUGGCAUAGCUAAUGCUUUGGGGAAUAAAGGAGCUGUGGGGGUGUCUUUUAUGUUUAAUAGAACCUCCUUUGGGUUUGUCAACAGUCACCUGACAUCGGGAAGCGAAAAGAAACUGAGGCGAAACCAGAACUAUGUUAGUAUUCUGCGUUUUCUGAAUCUGGGAGAUAAGAAACUUAAUCCUUUUGACAUCACACAUCGCUUCACACACCUCUUCUGGCUGGGGGAUCUGAAUUAUAGGGUUGACUUACCAUCACAGGAAGCUGAGAACAUUGUAAUGAAGAUCAAACUGCAGCAGUAUCAGGACCUCCUGGCCAGAGAUCAGCUGAACAUAGAGAAGGAAGAGGAGAAGGUCUUCUUAGACUACGAGGAGGAGGAGAUAACAUUUGCCCCCACUUAUCGUUUCGAGAGAGACACACGGGAGAGAUAUGCCUACACUAAAGCCAAAGCCACAGGGACAAAAUACAACUUGCCUUCAUGGUGUGAUCGUGUGCUUCGCAAGUCCUACCCUAUGGCGCAUGUGGUUUGCAACUCGUAUGGAUGCACCAAUGACAUAAUGACAAGUGACCAUUCCCCUGUAUUUGCCACAUUUGACGUUGGUGUGACUUCUCAGUUUGUCUCAAAAAAUGAUCUCUCAAAGGAUGCACAGGGUGCUAUAAAAAUCAUGAAUUGCGUAGCUGUUCUUUUGACUAAAUCAAAGACUAAGUUCUUUAUUGAGUAUCACUCAAGCUGCUUGGAGAAAUUUGUAAAGAGUCCUGAAGGAGAAAACCAAGAGAACACAGAGGGCUCGAUAAAAGUACGAUUUAGCGGACAAGUUGAGCUCACGCCCAUCAUUGCAGACCCUGAAUACCUCCUUGAGCAGCACAUCCUCAUCUGCAUUAAAUCUACAGAUUGUGAUGAGUCAUAUGGUGAGGGUUGUGUGGCUCUGCGUUCUGCUGAAAGCUCUUACACUGAGUUCAGUAUCAAACUCGCACAUCAUGGUGAGCGCACAGGUCUGCUAACAGGUGGCAUACAGCUCCCCAAAUCAGAUGGAAAACAGACAGAGAAGCUGUAUGAUUUCAUUAAAGUUGGAGAUGACCCAGGAUCUGGAAAAGGCAAAUCAGGAGAUAAUACCAAAAUGUCUUCUUCAGUCCUCACCACUGACAUUAGUAACCCCAGUUAUAUGGGUGUAGGCUACAAGAGCAAUAACCAGUCAGACAGGGGCCCCGGCAGAACAGGGUCAUCAUCUGGGCAUUCAUCAAAGGACAUGACGCAUGGCAAUAUCUCCCCAAAAAAGACUAGUUACGAGCAUGCUACACCCAGCCCAACUACAAAGACAUCAAACCCUAUAUCUGAGGAUGGGCAGACUCCAGAGAUGUUUGAGAAUCCACUUUAUGGCUCAAUGAGUGCAUCACGAGGAAGUAAAGACCAUCUCCCUCCUCCAGAUGCUCACUUCGCCUUUUCCAAAACAGACCUUGAUGCUGACCGUCAGCCCCCUGUUCCGACCCCUCGCAUCCGCUCUUUCACCUGUUCAGAAACCAAACCCCAGUCAUCAUCAGCCACAAACACCAUGAGCAGUGGUCUACAACCCCAGAACAUCACCAAGAAGCCAGUGGUGCCUUCUCGCUCUGAAGGGGGCACGACUGGGCCUAAUAGACCUCCAGUGCCCAUGAAGUCCCGCCCUGGUCAGCCACAAGAGCUUCAACCAAAGCCCAGAGACUACAGGGACAGUUCUGAGCUCCCAUCCAAGUUGCGGCUACAAACCAGAUCAGGCCAACCAAAAGAUGGGCAUAAUGAGACGCCACAAUUGAAGAUGGGUCGGCCUUUAAAAUGAUUUCCUAUCAGCUAUCAUCGUUGGUGUGAGCUUCAUAUCUGAUACUUGAGACUCUGUAGUACUGGGCAUAAGACAUAAAUGUAUAAGAAUAAGUGUAUAAACAAUAGCAAUAGAAAGAACAUGGAUAUUGAUUUUUAAAUGAUGAAUGUUUCACAGUUUGAAUGUCACUGCAUAUAGUUUCACAUAGAGCAAUCAUUUCUAUCAGCCUCUGUUUAAACAUUUAAUUUUGCUUGAAAUAUUUUUAUUAAAGGGAGGAGAGUGAAAAGGUGUUAUCGUAUAUAAUAAAACCAAGUGUUGUACAGUCAUUGAAUUGUUGUUUUUUUUCUUCCUGGAAAAAUGCUCUUUAUCAGUCAGUUUGACCAUAGGCCACAAAUAGUUGUUCUUAGAAAUCCAAGGAGUGUAGCACUUUUCAAAAUUACACAUGCUUCCAUUUUCCAUGUUUUUUUUAAUUUCUGU